Sordaria macrospora k-hell is the source of this 483-nucleotide messenger RNA. RefSeq lists its product as uncharacterized. NCBI's taxonomy places the organism in Eukaryota, Fungi, Ascomycota, Sordariomycetes, Sordariales, Sordariaceae. Gene Ontology annotation, molecular function: zinc ion binding. The record is from RefSeq and is a predicted model, not a curated record.
AUGUUUGCGCUUUACCUUACCGCUGAGCUUAAUGGAGUCACCAACCUCCGCCCUGACGACACCGAGGGAAACCCGUUCUGGUACACCUUCAAGGUUCAGUGCACCUCCUGCAGGGAGGUCCAUGAAAAGCCCGUUGGCGUGAGCCGCUUUGAAAACAACGAGAUGAGCGGCAGCCGUGGCGAGGCCAACUUUGUGUGGAAGUGCAAGAACUGCAAGAGAGAGUCGUCGGCUUCCAUCAUCGCUGCCCCGACCGCCUAUGAGCAAACAGAACCCGCCAAGAAGCAAAAGAUUAUCCAGUUUGACUGCAGAGGUUUGGAGUUUGUCGAGUUCAACCCCGAGGGUGCUUGGCUUGCCGAGGGUGUUGACUCCAACACCAAGUUCACCGACAUUGACCUGACCGAGGGUGAAUGGUUCGAUUACGAUGAGAAGGCCAACGAUGAGGUUAGCAUCAAGGAGCUCAAGUGGGACAUCAACCGGGCUUAG